AUGCCGACCGCAAUCGAACAUCUCGGCGCAAAGAUUUAUCUUAUUCACACACCACAACUGCAUCGACCGUUCCUGACCACUGUGCCCUUUAUUGCUGGCGACUUUGUGUCAUGGGGAUAUCGGGUCGACCAACAUGCAUCAAACUCUCCGUACAUUGCUGAAAUACGCGCGCGCGAGAAGAAGCAGCAUGCAGACCGCAAGGGACGAGACGUGAGCCAGAGGACCAAACUGAUGGAAAUAUGGGCGCACGAAAUCAUCGAAAGAAAAAAGACAGAAAGAGAAGCAAGAAGACGAAAUUCAAGACGAGGAGAAGAAGAAGAAGAAGAAGAAGAAGAAGAAGAAGAAGUAGGAGGACACACAACAAAUUCAGAGACAGGAAACCUAUGCUUGCACACAGAUGCCCGGAUGAAGAAAACAGGAGACUUUGUCCAGGACUUUCUCGGCGGCAUCGUCGAAGUCGAGAUAUUACCAGAGACAUUGCGGAUCCGCGACCACGUGCGCUACCUAUAUGCGAUCCGCUACGUCCCCAACGCACCUUUGCCAGACUGGGCGCAUCCAACGGUCACGUACGCCGAUAUGGUGGUGCUAGAGUACCGGCCGCAGAAGACGGACAUGCACGACCACUUUUUGCGCGCGCUGGGCAAGGCGAUAGGCAAGGACGAAGGGAGGAUGGGCAAGGUGGAAACGUGCAUCAAGACGGGGGCAAUGCGCGUGUCGCUGUGGAUUGAUGUUGGCGACGUGAUUGGGGAGUGGGCGACGAGCAGACAGGGAGAUGUGGAGGAUAGGGAUCCGGUGCCCAAGUACGAGAGGGGAGAAGGGCCACCGGCGUAUAUUUAG
This is a messenger RNA of Bipolaris maydis ATCC 48331, 837 nucleotides long. The record is from RefSeq and is a predicted model, not a curated record. Lineage: Eukaryota; Fungi; Ascomycota; Dothideomycetes; Pleosporales; Pleosporaceae.